Molecule: messenger RNA, 1124 nt
Organism: Cyclopterus lumpus (lumpfish)
Lineage: Eukaryota; Metazoa; Chordata; Actinopteri; Perciformes; Cyclopteridae
Gene: c1qa
Product: complement component 1, q subcomponent, A chain
Exons: 7
Coding region: 123-893 (256 amino acids)
Molecular function (GO): protein binding
Source: RefSeq, a predicted model, not a curated record
UGUGUGUGUGUGUGUGUGUGUGUGAGUCUAAUAAGAAGUCUUGAUCUCUACACCAAAAGAGGAAAUCGCGUCUUUUCGUCGCAGCUCCUCGUCUCCGAGAAGUUGACCGGGUUUUUUGGACCAUGGGAGGUUAUUAUGGGAUGGCGGCUCUGGUGGGCGUGGCUCUGCUCCUGACGACCGGCCAAUGUGACGUGGGCUGCCGAGGGACGGACGGCCGGGCGGGAGAGUCGGGAGCUUCGGGCCGAGAUGGAUAUGCUGGAGCGAAGGGAGAUAAAGGAGAGCCAGCUGUGAUGGACGACGGUCCUGUGGAUGACGGCGUCCUGCUGGCGCUGAAGGGCGAGGCGGGGAGUCGAGGCCCUCAGGCGGUCAUGGGUCCGAAAGGUUUCCGUGGACAUCUGGGAGGAGCUGGGGACCCUGGAGGGCUUGGUAGCCCCGGCCCCGAGGGGAAGAGCAUCGGCCAAGGAGGGCAGCUCUCCCCUCAGCAAGGCCGUUCAGCCUUCUCAGUGAUCAGGACUGAUAACAGUUAUCCUCCCGUCGGCCAGGUAGUAACCUUCCAGAGUACCGUGGUCAACACACUUCUGGACUUUGACUUAACCACAGGGCACUUCGUGUGCAGAGUACCUGGUGUUUAUUACUUCACCUUCCACUCUGUUGCCAAGGUCAGUGUGUGUCUGUACAUCAUCAGUACUGCUCUGACAGAGGAACUGGGAUUCUGUGAUUACAACCGGAACACCGAUCAGGUGCUGUCGGGCGGUGUGGUCUUAACGCUGACAGCCGGACAGAAGGUUUGGCUGCAGUCCUUUAAGGGCGAGCAGAAAGUCUCCGAAAUACGAGACAGCCAAGAGAAACGGAUCAUCUUCAGCGGCUUCCUGCUCUUCUCAAACCCAGAAUAAAUGUGUAUGUUCACAUUUUUCAAAAGCUGUUUUCAAUGGAGAAAUUCCCCUAAAAGAGUAUAAGGUACCUCAAUAUCUUUGAAUCAUUAGUAACUUCUGUUCAUCUGUUUCUCUCAUAUUGACUUGUGUAAACCGUCUUGACUGUAAAUGCAACUGAAACAGAAUCAAAGUUUAUUAUUGACUGUGCCUUGUGUGGGGUUAUAAUAAAGGUAUGAUUUCAUUACACACAGA